AUGCACCUGGACCCCCCAAAGGUUUGUGGGCAUCCGGACACCUUGGACCCCUUUGCAGCGACGCCGGUUGGUUGUCCAACCAUCAGCGACAUGUAUGGACAGGAGUAUUGCAGUUCGGUUCUUACCUGCAUGUUUACAAUCUUUCGCUGCAUGAUCGGCGACUGCACCUCUACCGGUGGAAGAUCUCUGACGGCCAUUUGGAGUGAUGGCUACGGGUGGCCGUUCUACCUGUUCUACUCCUUCUGCAUGGUUUGCACAAUCUUCGGCAUGUUCAACAUCAUCACGGGCAUCUUCGUCGAGGCCACCAUGAACGGCCUGAAGGAGCAAGAGAUACACCGCAAGUAUGCGCAAGCCUAUGAGUCCAACUACAUGACGGAGCAGCUUGCGAAGCUGGUUCUUUGCAUCUCUGAGAAGGUGCGCAAGGCACGGCAAGGAGGGGAAUCCUUUGGCGCGAUGAUGAGGAGAGGCUUCAGCUCGAACAGCUUCCGGUCGGACGAGUCGCCGUCACCGACCUCCUCCACCGAUCAGAUGGAGCAAGAGCUGUUCCUGACUGAAGAGGAGUUCCUCCAGGCAAUUCGGAACAGCGACGUCCGAAUGAUUCUUGAUGACUUGGACGUGUACGUCGAACCGCGGCCAGGGGUUUUCGAGGCUUUCGAAACGCAGGAUGAUGGCACCGUCUCCAUGUCAGAGCUGGUUGCUGGGCUGAUGAGCUUCCGUGGCGAGCUUCAGAAAGUGGACGUCCUCACCACCAAGAAGGUGGUGGGAGACGUGCGGAAGCAGCUCUCCGAACUGCAAUCAGCGCACCAGGUCUUCAUGAGUCAGAUGCCGCAACUCAUGGAGCAGAUGGAGGACAGGAUUUCCACGGCAUCCACAACCCUCCGCCCGUCAUCAGAUCCUCGGCGCCUGGUAGUGGCCGUCCCGAGGAAGCGGAACCAAAAAUGGUAG
This is a messenger RNA of Symbiodinium natans, 945 nucleotides long. The record is from the annotation of a GenBank genome assembly. NCBI's taxonomy places the organism in Eukaryota, Dinophyceae, Suessiales, Symbiodiniaceae.